Molecule: messenger RNA, 282 nt
Organism: Dictyostelium discoideum AX4
Lineage: Eukaryota; Evosea; Eumycetozoa; Dictyosteliales; Dictyosteliaceae
Exons: 2
Coding region: 1-282 (93 amino acids)
Source: RefSeq, a predicted model, not a curated record
AUGUUUCAAAUUACAAGAAUGUUAUUCAGUGGUUUGGUUCAUAAACCAAUCAAACAAACUCAUACUUGGAGAAUGUCACAUAAAAAGAGAAAGAAUCACUUAAAAGAGAUUGAAGGCUUUUUAAGAAAAUAUAAUACUUGUUUUUCAAAGAAACUUCCAAAACCAAGAGAUUGGACUGAAGCAGAUGUACCAGUUCAAUUAUAUAAAUUAGAUCACAGCUCUCUCUUAAUGAAAUAUGGUUGGGGUAACAAAUUAUACAAAAAUCUCCAAAAAUACAAAUAA